Symbiodinium natans is the source of this 3087-nucleotide messenger RNA. The record is from the annotation of a GenBank genome assembly. NCBI's taxonomy places the organism in Eukaryota, Dinophyceae, Suessiales, Symbiodiniaceae.
AUGCACCGCUUCGGCAGCCGGGAGGUGGUGGUCGCUAUGCUCCGCAGAGCAUUGCUGAACGCCGCGACACGAGGAGACGCUGCGGAAGUUCAGGGCAUUCUUCGCAAGGCCUCCGAGGAUGGCCUCGUGGAGCUCUUGGACGCCAGGGACCAGUGCGGCCGUACACCCCUGCACUGCGCAGCGAGGCACGGGCACGCCCAGGUCUGUCACAUGCUCUUGAGGCUACGAGCAGACAUCCACGCUGCGGAAGGUGCCGGCGGCACGGCCCUGACACUGGCUUGCCUGUAUGGCCAAUUCGCCGCUGUGCGCUGCCUGCUUCAGCACGGCGCGCGGCCGGAGCAGGUGGACCAAGGGGGCCGGACUGCCUUCCACUGUGCAUGCUGCGGCAGCCCAGAGGUCGUGUACGACUUGCUGCGCAUCAGCCGGGGUUUCGCAUUCCUGGAGGACGCCCGGGGUCGCAAUCCCCUCUUCUACGCCAUGGGCAACAACGACGAGGAAGCGAAGCUGGAGGUGGUCAAGUUGCUCUUGGAGGCGAAGUCCAGUGCCAGCCAGGCUGAUGUUUUCGGUCGACCGGCGCUGUUCUAUGCCACCCAAGCAGGUGACGUCAAAGUGCUCGCUUUGCUGGUGCUGGCCGUCAACAACGAUCCAGCAUUUCACCUUCAGGCUUUUCAAACACUGAAGGUGCUGGGUGCCUCGGGGCCGACCGAGGACCCACGUGCAAGAGCGAAGCCUACGUCGCCAGCUCCGAAGGACCCAUUCCCUUCGCUGCAUUCCCCGAAGCUCUCGAACCCGAAUGCCUUGACAAGCCCUGCAGAUCCGAGCCAGCCUGGCCCGGAACCUUCUGAGGCGAGCUGCUCGAGCUCCAUCCCGCAGCUGCUCGCAGGGCUGCUGGCUGGGACAGACCAGGAUCGGGAGACGGCUGCGGCGGCUUUGGAGCAGAAGUCCGCCGACCACGACAGCCAGGUCGCCAUUGUCCAGAAAGGUGGCAUCCAACCCCUCAUUGAGCUGCUGGCUGGAAGUGUCAAGGCCCGCGAGAGUGCCGUGCAAGCUCUUCGGAACUUAUCCAGCAAUGAGGAGAACCAGGAGCCAAUGGCAAGGGAAGGUGCCGUCCCUCCUCUCGUGGAGAUGCUGAAGUCCGGCAUCGGCAAGCCUGGCAAGCUUGUCGCGCACGCCGCCGAAGCUCUUGAGAGGAUGGCUCGGAAUGAGAAUGCCCGUGUUGCCGUGGUCGAGAAUGGUGCCGUCGAGGUUCUGGUGCAGCUGCUGAAGGAGGGCAGUGCACACGAGCAGGAGUGCGCAGUCCAAGCUCUCCGGAAUUUGGCGCUGAAUGGCCAGAGGGUGACCAUCGGCAAGGAUGGCUCCCGAAAGCUGCUUGGCGUUUCGGAUCCCAACGUCGGUCACAAGAAGCGCGUCCUCGAGGCCGGUGCUGUCGAGCCACUGAUUCAGCUGUUGCAGACCGGAAGCGCCGAGGCCCAGGCAGCUGCUGCCGGAACUGUUGCCAACUUGAGUUUGGGCGCAGAGCGUGCCGGAACUGGAAUAGUGAGUGCUGCCAUCCUGCCGCUGGUUCGCCUCCUCAAAAGCGGGAACGUGGAGCUCCAGCUGCCUGCUGCAAGGGCUCUUGCGAACUUGGCCUUAUACGACAAGCUUCCUACCGCCAUAGCAGAAGCCGGCGCCAUCCCGCUCUUACUUGAGCUCCUCAAAAACGGGAAUGGGGAGCUCCAGACACGUGGCGCAGGAGCUCUUGCAAUGUUGGCCCGCGACGCCAACCUGGCUGCCACCAUAGCCAAAGCCGGCGCCAUCCCGCUCUUGGCAGGGCUCCUGAAAAGCAGAGACGUGGAGCUCCAGAUGCCCAUAGGAGCUCUUUCAAACUUGGCCCGCCACGGUAACCUCCGCAGCAUCAUCGCUGACGCCGGCACCAUCCCGCUCCUCGUUGAGCUCCUCAAAACUGGGAACGUGGAGCGCCAGAUGCUUGCUGUGGGAGCUCUCGUAAACUUGGCCCCCAAGGUUGGGGGCACCAUAGCUGAAGCCGGCGCCAUCCCGCACAUCGUUGAGCUCCUCAGGAGUGGGAACGUGGAGCUCCAGAAGGAAGCGGCCAAGCUCGUCGUGAAUCUGAGUCUGAACGAUUCCAACCUCCGAGCCGAAAUCGUUAAGGCUGAGGCCAUCCAGCCCCUGGCUGAGCUCCUGCAGAGUGGCUGCACCAGUGCUCAGGAGAAAGCUGCGAAAGCUCUUGAGCAACUAGCCUUCGGAAACGAGGACUACCAGGUCGCCAUCGCGGCUGCCGGGACCAUCACUCCACUGGUUCACCUCUUCCUAGGCGCCGAGGAAGCGGCAAGCAGAGCAGCCUCGGGAGCUCUUCAAGUCCUGGCGAACAACAGCGCCAACGCUGAGGAGAUCAAGAAGGUCGCCGCGUUGCGGGCGGCCUCCCUUGAGAAGUCUGAGGAGGUCCAGGAUGCUUUGGAGGAGCUCAAGUUCAUCUGUGGCGACUUCUCCUCCGGCGACUUGGAGGAUGAAAGCAGCAAGGAGCCCGAGGUCCCCGCGGGCGACAGCCAGGCCGCUCCCAUCGCUCUGAAGGAUGGAACCGGCUCCAGGCUGGCAAUGUUUUCGGCGCGGUUCAAUGCCAAGAACAAAGAGACCGAGACGAAGAUGCGGCAAGUUCACAAAGUUUUGAGGGAUCACAAGUACGAUGUGCUGAUGGUCGAUGCCGGACUUGGCGAUGACUUUGGCAAGGCCACCAGGAAGUUCCUGAACCGGCUGAGGAGGGAGAACGGGAUCAUGCUCUGUGUGUGCUCGGAGGAUUACGCGGAGGUGACGGCCUCCAAGUUCAGCUCCUACGAGGAGCUCCGCUACGCGAACUCGAAAGGGCUGGAUCUGCUGCCGCUCCAAGUGGCGGACACCUUCCCGCCCGAGCCACCAAGCGGUCCAGAGCACAUGUUCGACAAGGACGGGGAGGGUGAAAGCCUCACCCAGUUCGCCUUCAACGAGGGCGUUCGAAGGCUGGACUGCCGCACGCUGGAGGUGCAGGAGAUUGCUCAGCAGAUUGCCGAGCGCCUCCACUGCCUCCACCCUCUCCCUCCCGGAGUCGAGCCUUAA